AUUUGUGAUGAUAGAUCUUGAGAAGAUCUUUCCGACGCAACAAGAAUCGCUUCAAUCGGAGCAAGAACGCGAAAGCUAUGAAGAUUCAAAGUUCAUGAGCUUGCGUUACAAUUGCGGCGGUUACAAAGUGAAGUUGUGGGGUGACUUUAUAUGGAGUUGGGACCUUUGGGGUUGGGGAAAUUUGUCACUCUACUGUAACAGCUGCAAAUUGGUUGGGAACAACCAAGCUAGGUUGGCAAGGGUGGCCAACUUGGAUGGAUUGGUUGGGAAGGGACAAAUGUCAAAAUUGGGGUUCCUAUAGGGGGGGAAUCUUUGGGAAACUCUGCCGAAAUUUCGUGGACGCCGAUACUUGUGAAAAUAUCGAGGGAGCUGAGUGUGGACAGCAAAGGGGAGCUGAAACUCGUCAUUUCUCAAGGAGAAGAUGAAUGAGAGAGGAGGAGAUGCUAAUGGGAGAGGAGCUGUACCUGAAAAGACAACAAGAUCAAUGGACACCUGAGUGGCUAAGGCAGCAGAUUCUGCAGGAGGACUUCCGCAGACGCCAUGUGGGAGGUGGUGCUUCCACUAAGACUGCUGAGGGGUAUGGAGCUGCAGGGCGCGGCAGAGGAAGAGGGGGUUGGAGAGGCCGAGGCCGUGGGAGGAGCUUUGGCAGAGGUAGUGGCCGAGGUGACUAUAAUGAGGGGCAUGGGAGCUCUAGUGGCAAGGGGAGUACCAGAAUGGAGGGCACCUGCUGGUACUGCAAGAAGCAGAAUGGCGUGGCUGAGAGGUUCAACAGGACCCUGCAGGAGGGGGCACGCACUCUCCUUGGGCGUGCAGGGCUGCCUGAUCCGUUUUGGGUGUCUGCACUGAGGCAGGUCGCCCUUGUGAAGAAUAGGGUGCUGGCUACAGAUCACAAGGGAUGGCUGCUAUGGGACUUGACCAUCCAGAAGCUGACAGUGUCAAGGGAUGUGAAGUUUCUUGAGUCCCUGUACUAUAAGGAAUGGAAGCAGCAGCAACAGAAGCUUCCAUCUACACCACUCAUUGUGGAGGCAGAUGAGUUGCAGCAGCCUUCAAGGCAGGUGGAGGUUGCAGUGUCUGAGGAGGAGAUGUCUGGGGUGACUGAAGAAGGGGGAGCAGCUGAAUGGAAGGCGAGUGAGGAUGAGGAGUUCGGGUCCCUGAUUGAAAACGAGACAUGGGACCUGUGUGACUUGCCUCCUGGGAAGAAGGCAAUCACUUCCAAGAUGAUCUACAGGCACAAGUAUGGACCUGAAGGGGAGCUGACCCGCUACAAGUCUAGGCUUGUGGCAAGGGGGUUUCAGCAGACAAAGGGGAAGGACUAUGAUGAGGUGUUUGCUCCUGUGGGGAAAGGAACAACACUGAGGGUGCUGUUGGCGAUAGCUGCACUCCUGGGAUGGAAGAUACGGCAGAUGGACAUUGUGACUGCCUUUCUGAAUGGGAUCAUUAUGGAGGAGGUGUACAUGAAGCAGCCAGAGGGGCUGGAUGAUGGGAGCGGCAGGGUCUGCAGGCUGAAGAAGGCCAUCUAUGGCCUUAAGCAGGCGCCUCGUGCAUGGUAUCACAAGUUGGAGGAGGCGCUGUUGGCUGGGGGUUUCAAGAAGAGUGAGUGUGACCCCAGCCUGUUCCUGCUGCAGGAGAAGGAUGAAAUCCUCAUGCUCUUGGUGUACGUGGAUGAUAUCCUUCUCUUUUCUGCAUCCACUGCUUUGCUGGACAGCGCAGAGCAGAUGCUGGAGAUGCAGUUCAAGUGCUCCAAGAUGGGUGAGGCCUGAAUUUUAGGGGUUGUCAUUUGAGCAGGCCUGAAAUAUUGUAUGUUCUUGUUUUGGU
This is a messenger RNA of Closterium sp. NIES-67, 1815 nucleotides long. Lineage: Eukaryota; Viridiplantae; Streptophyta; Zygnematophyceae; Desmidiales; Closteriaceae. The record is from the annotation of a GenBank genome assembly.